GGGUCUGCGGGGGGGCGUGGUCUCGACGCUCCUCGCCUGGUUCAAUGUGUUUUUCCUCCACGACGGUGAUACGUGGCCGUUUUGGGGGAAAGUGGCGGUGGGAGCAGCAGCUAACAGCGGACGGCCCCUGCCCCCUCAGCAGCUGCGGGUCUGGAGCAGCUCAGCGGCGCAGAGCCUCGCCUCCAUCGAACCGGCCUGGAUGGCAGGGACACACCGGUGCGAAGACUGUCGACGUCACAAGGUGCAGGAGAGGCCUAUCUGCCUGAAAGUGUACUUCUCUUACAGCAUUACUGGUUGCUAGUGCUCUUCGGACCGUGGGACGGAUGAAAGGUGGAAGCUUCCUGAGGCCCAGCUGGGCUGUAGCUGCUCUGUUUAUCCCAGUUACUCUGCUGAUGCUGACCUCCAGUGGGGCAUCAAGUAGACAUAAGAUGUCACAAACCGCUAUGGCUCAUGCAACAGCCACGGCUGCAGGACCAGGGCAGGGCCUGACAGAUAUCCUCCCAGGCCUCCAGGCAGUAGCAGACUUCUUAGGGAGCGAACAGGCUCAUGUUUGGUUCCUCUCCCUGGUGGGCUCUGUUGCUGUAGGCCUCAGCGGGAUAUUCCCCCUGCUUGUCAUUCCCAUCGAGGCUGGAGCAGCUCUCAAAACAGAAGCUGGAUGCCAGAAGCUGAGGCAGCUAUUAAGCUUUGCUAUUGGUGGUCUCCUUGGUGAUGUAUUUCUUCACCUCCUUCCGGAGGCGUGGGCGCUCUCUGGCUCUUCAGGUGGUAAACGAAACCACUACAUGACCCAGGGCUUGUGGGUUAUCGUUGGCCUGUUGGCGUUCCUACUCCUGGAGAAGAUGUUUCCUGACCAAGACAGCCUGGAGGAUCCCACUUCGAACUCUGACCUGAAUUUUAACUGUCCUGCUCCGUCUAAUUCGGUUUUCAGUGAAAAGGCAGUGGUAUCACUCAAAAAUGGGCACCAUGCUGAGUCAUGGAAAUCCUCCAAGCAACAGAGUGUGCAGGGAAGAUCAGAGAAAAUAAAGACAAGUGGAUAUCUGAACCUACUGGCCAACUGCAUUGACAACUUCACUCAUGGACUGGCAGUAGCAGGGAGUUUCCUGGUUAGUAAAAAGGUUGGCUUUCUCACCACCUUUGCCAUCCUACUCCAUGAAAUCCCCCAUGAGGUGGGAGACUUUGCCAUUCUGCUGAGGGCCGGGUUUGACCGGUGGAGUGCUGCUCGUAUGCAGCUGUCCACAGCGCUGUUUGGGGUCUUGGGGGCUUGCUUUGCUCUGUGCACUCAGUCACCAAAGGGCACAGAAAAUGCCACAGUCUGGAUUUUGCCUUUCACUUCUGGAGGAUUUCUCUACAUAGCCCUGGUAAAUGUUGUGCCUGACCUGCUGCAGGAGUCCAGUUUAAGGAACACAAUACUGCAGAUCCUGCUCAUUAUCUGCGGCGUGGCGGUCAUGGCUCUGCUCUCUGCAAUUAUUGACUGAACAUGGAGGCCUUACCAAACACUAAAACUCACCACCGGAGAGAAAAUCCAGUUCUCCACCGACCCCCACGUAUCUGGUACCUCUCACUCUUAGAAAAGUUUUUGAUCAUGACACCACUCCUCUUUGAUAUCAUCGUCAUCAUCAUCAUCAUGUUACACUAAAACAAAUUGUCUGACAAAAGAACAGCACUUUAUGGAUGGAUGACUGAAAGGACAACCUCGAUCUGCCCACAGGACAUUUGUUUGAACACUUCAAAAUGUUCCACACUUAAAAAUCAAAGGAAUUAAGAGGGUUUCUUUUGAUAUGUCACCAAAUUGUUUUAUAUUGUUGACAAUCUUGUUGCUUUGCACAUUUACACAGGUAUACCGGACGUACCUGCUCAACAGAACAGGUGUUACUGGACCGCCGCCUCCAAAAUUAAUGGAACCCUAGGUUGUUUAAACAGUGUUUAAACAGAUUCUUACUGUUCUCGAGUUUCUGAUGUAGCUGCUGCGUAUUUAUUAAAAAAGAGACAAACAACCAAAAAAAACAAGUUUUACGAGAGGUUUGCCACAAUCACCAUAACGCCACAACCUUGUCUAAUGAAGAAAUAAGUGCCAAGGAGUCAAAAUGGGCUGUUGCAUUAGUGUCUGCCCCCCACGGUGUUUCUCAUUCACACACAGUACAGUCUGUACCUGUUGGUGCUCUUACAAAGCUCUGCUUAAAUUACGACUGUGACAAAGUCGCAGAUUGCUUCCGUUUGUAUUCAGUUUGCUUUCAAGUUUGUUACCAAGAGCUCUGAGUCAUUGGACAGAUAACAACUCUUCAUCUUGCAGGAUCAUUGAAUGUCAUUAUAUUUUAUUAUAUUAUUUGCUGACUCGCCUCUUGGUGAAAGUUUCCUCCCCUUGAAGAAAUAAAGUUUAAAUUUCUAUAUAA
Messenger RNA from Scophthalmus maximus (turbot), 2387 nucleotides. RefSeq names its product solute carrier family 39 member 13 (gene slc39a13). The transcript is spliced from 10 exons. Gene Ontology annotation, cellular component: membrane. Gene Ontology annotation, biological process: zinc ion transmembrane transport; intracellular zinc ion homeostasis. The coding region runs from base 324 to 1472 and encodes 382 amino acids. Gene Ontology annotation, molecular function: zinc ion transmembrane transporter activity. Lineage: Eukaryota; Metazoa; Chordata; Actinopteri; Pleuronectiformes; Scophthalmidae. The record is from RefSeq and is a predicted model, not a curated record.